Messenger RNA from Lymnaea stagnalis (great pond snail), 7054 nucleotides. Lineage: Eukaryota; Metazoa; Mollusca; Gastropoda; Lymnaeidae. The record is from the annotation of a GenBank genome assembly.
AUGGCUAAUGAUCUCACCAAUUCUAUUAUGAGAACAGUUUCAUUUGUUGAACGAAUUGAAGUAGAGUUUCAUGGGAACAUUUUGACACAGGCUAUGGUCCUGGCAGACAUUGACAAUGACAUGGUAAUAUUUCAUUUUUAUGAAGGAGUAAUUAAUUUGAUUAAAUUUAGAGUUGUAAUGAGGUAGACCUAAAAAAAAAUUCCUUGAAUUGUAGGACCCAUUUACCCAAAAGAGCAUUGACAGGUUGGAGGCGGUCCUGCGACGGGCAGCAGGCCUGUUUCCUGCACCGCUACAGAAAUACCUCUAGUGUUGGCAGCAUGCUGGAAACACUGGGCUGGUCACCAUUGGAGGAACGAGGAUGACUAUCCAGGCUCUCCAUAAUGUACAAGAUAAAUAAUGGACUGGUCCACUGCUCCAACUUUAAACAGAAACUCAUCCCUCUCCCCCAUAGACAGCGACAAGGCCAUGACAGGCAAUUCCGGCUCAUACCAGCGAGAAGCCAGUGUAGGAACUGCUCAUUCCUGCCAAAGACAAUCAGGGACUGGAACAAGCUUUCAAAAGGAACAGUUGAGGCGACAACACUUGAAACAUUUGCGUCUAUUGCCUCAGGCCUUCCAACCCCCAGUUCAUAAUACCCUCACAAAGUAGCCCUUGCAACCAGUGAAAUACCCUCAUCAACACCAGGCACAGAAACAUUUCAAAUCCCCUCUACAUGCAUAGAAGCAAAAAUGAUCAAUAAAUUGAUCAUGGGCCCUUAAUAUAUAGAAGAAGAAGAAAAGUUUUGCCAUUAAUGUUGACCUAUUAAAAUGAAUAUAGCUCACACAAAAAACGUACCUUUGUAUUAUAGCAAAUUUUAGUAUUGAUGGUUUUAAUGAUGCAGUUAAUUUCAGCUAAAUCCUAUAAAUUAAUUAAUCUAACAAAUAAAUUUGAGGCAUUUUACUUUUGGUCAGAUUAAUUCAUUUUGCAUUCACUGUGCAAUACAUGCACACAGCUGCUUUAUGAUUUUCAUAUUAUCAGUAAUCUGUUAAAGGAUCUAAUGUAAUGCCUUUGUUUUUCUAGUCCAAUGAACUGAUUGUUGGUAAUAUAGAUGGCUAUGUUGCUAUCUUCAAAGGUGAAUCUCCGAAACCCUGGAAAAAAACAAAUAUCAGUGGGAUGGUAAGUCACUGCUUGAAGCAUAAGGGAAUGCAGAUUUUUAUUUUGUAUUCAAAAUAAUUCUGCUCUAUUUAUAUUCUAUUUUAAUAAUUAUGUUUUGAUGUAACUUCAUUAAAAUAAGGUUUAUUUCUUUACAUUCAGAUGAUUGUUUAACUUUUUUCUCAUAACGAGGAGAUCAAUUAAAAAUCUAAUAUUUACACCUAAGUGCGAAAAAAUAUUCAUUAUUAACAUCACUAAGAACCCUUUCUAUGUAGCUGACCUGUUUAGCCGUUGGGGAAGUCCAUUUGCAAAAGAAGGUGAGUCUUAAAAUUAAUUGAUUUAUUUGUAAAAUUAGACCACUGUUUAUGAGAAUUAAUUCAGAUGAAUAUUAUUGCAUAUAAUUCAGAUGAAUAUUAUUGCAUAUAGCACGAUUCACAUAUAAAAUUUCUGUUCUCAAAAACCCCCAAUGAAUGAUAGAAACAUCCAUAACACUUUUUCUUCCUCAUUUAUACCAUCUAUGAACGCCUAACUUUUUGUUUGGAUAAAGACCUAAAAUUUCAUAUCCACAUAUAAACAUAAUGCAAUCUUUUAAUCUUUUUUUUUUUUUUUUUUUCUUUAAAAUUAUUAAUAGAACUAAUGCAUACUAAUUAAUGAAAAAAAUAUUAAUCUAAAUAAAAAAAACUCAAAAUCCUUUAAAUUAAUUUUCCAUCUAUGAACGCCUAACUUUUUGUUUGGAUAAAGACCUAAAAUUUCAUAUCCACAUAUAAACAUAAUGCAAUCUUUUAAUCUUUUUUUUUUUUUUUGUUCUAUAAAAUUAUUAAUAGAACUAAUGCAUACUAAUUAAUGAAAAAAAUAUUAAUCUAAAUAAAAAAAUCUCAAAAUCCUUUAAAUUAAUUUAAAAUAUUUAAAAUAAACUGUUCAUACAAAUACAACAAUGCUAAUAUCCCAUCAAGGGGACGCUGCUUACAUUAUGUUUUUUCCGAGAGCUUAAAGUUAUUUAUUUUAUUCGUUUUUAAAAAAGAAAAUAUUUUUGUUUUUUAACAUUUGACAAUUUAUAUAUUUGUUGUUGAAAAUGUUGUUUUUUUUUAAACCUAGCAAACCUAUUCAUGACGCUCGCUUUCUAUGCCCUAAAGUUUAAGUGAAUAUCUUUUAUUUAUUAAUAAGAAAAUGUUUAAUGUAUUUUACACAGAAUAGCCUUGUGUGUAUGACAGCUGAGGGCUGGUGCUACAUCUAUGACAUUUCUACUCAACAUUCUGCCCAGGUACGGCAACAAUAGAAAACUAAUCUAGAAAGUCUUAGGUCUAGCCUUGGGCUGCUUAGGCUGUUCUUAAAUGACCUGGGGGCAAUUCUUGUGUAGAUUUGCAAACUAUGUUGUUGCAAUUUCCCAUAAAAGAAAUUCAACUCUUUUUAUGCAAUUCAUGUGAUGUCAUUACAGAUUUUUACCAGCCUCUGGUAUCAUGAGAUCAUCUUCAGGUUUAAGGUUUAACAAAAAAUAUGAGGCGGAUAUUUAAACUGUCAUCGGUUUGUCACUGUCAGAAUAAAACUGUUUCAGAAUGUAAACAUGAUGGAUGAUGACGCAGAUAAUAUUAGGCCAAUUUUCACACAAGAGCUGCCAGCCAACGCAAAAGUUAUGUGUUUAGCCGACAUUGGUAGGUUAUUCUACAGAACAGCAUUUAUGGUGUGUCAAGUUUUUCACUCACUCCAUCAUUUAUUUAGUUUACUAAAAUUUAAUUGCAUUUUUUAAUGUCGCAGAAUAAAAAAUUUGAAAAGAGGAAUGAAAAUUGCUACUAGUAUUUUCUUAUAUUGUCAAACAGUUACGUGGUUUCUUUGCAAGGUAAAAAUAUUUUAGUUUACAUAACGACCGAUUCAUGUAACUUAAGUUACCUAACAAAAAAAUGCUAAUUUUUUAAUAAAUGUUUUGGUUACAUUAGACUCUGAUGGUCAUGCGGAGAUGGUGAUUGGCUACUCAGAUCGUGUCGUGCGGGCUUUUAGAUGGCAAGAAACACCUGAAUCAGACACUGGUCAGUUUAUCUUAAUGCAAAGAUGGCAGCUAGCCGGACAGGUUAGAUGCCCACUAUUGUAUUAUUCCAUUGUAUUUGUCAAAUUCAUGUUACUUAUUACAAAGUAUUAUUUCUGAAUGAAAAGACUAAUAAUUCAUUGCAGACAUGCUGCACUUGUUAUUGGGUUUUAAUGGUAUUAUGGUUUAUAAUUUUUGGAAGUGAUGAUUCACUAUUAUGCUUUUUAAGAGUUUGGCUGAAGAUACAUUUUGUGAAUUUACUUAUUUAGGAAGAUGCAAUUAGAAAUAAAAUUGUAUGAGAUGGUAAUGUGGGUUUGCAACUUGUUCAACUCAAAUAUUUGUUAAUGUAUAAAUAUUUCAGAUUGGAAGCAUUACCAUUAAUUAUAACAAAGAUCACCACCCUGAGAUAAUGGUGUCACAGCCUGGGGCAACCUUUGUAACACUUCUGCUAAAACCUGCAUUCAGACACAACAAAUCAGACAGCUACCUUGAUAAAAUGACCAAACACGAAUACUCACUGGAGCGAAGUGGCAGUUUUGUCACGCCUGCCAAAUUUGACAGCACAGCUUCGGUGGGCACGCCUAAGUCUGAUAUUUUUGCCAGUAAAUCAGACACUGUCUCAAAUCACCCUGAAGCCCCCUUCAGCAGACCGUCAGAGACUGCCUCAGAUAAAUUCGAUCUUAAGUGCCAGACAACGUUAAACAGGGGUGACCACAGCGCCAAGGCCAGCCAUUCCGAGACCACCCCAGAGAAGAAGGAUGAGAAAUUUAAUUUGAGACAGAGCCAAGAAAGGUUGGCAAGCUCACCGGCUGCCAGGCUCAGCAACAGCCCGCACAAUUGUACAGAGGACACCCUUGACAAAGCCCACGGAAAACUGAACCAUAUAUUUGAUGCCUUAGAUUCUUGUGAGUAAGUACAAUCAUCAAGGUUAAGGAAUUUUUUUUUAAUGAAUAUAAAACACACUAAUGUCAUCAAAAGACUAAAAGUUAUAAAAUUGGAUAUCACUAGAAAAAAGGAUUAAAAUUUGUUACCUUGUCUAAAACCAUUUAUAUAGCUAAUUUAUACCAUCCCUUCCUCAUUGUUAUUUAUUGUGGUAUUUAAUUUUUGUAAUAUCUGUAAAUAUUGUUUAGUGAGGAGCUCUUCAAGCCCAAUCUUAUCUACCAUCCCUUGGCCCACAUGCAAACAAGGAAUAAAGACACCAGUACUGUGAUUGUUGGGGGAAUCAACAGAGAAAGGGCAUCUCAGCCAAACGGUGGUGCUGUGUGCCAGCAAGGAGCUACAUAUUACGCGCUGGCUACAUUGGAUGGUAAUACUGUUAACUUUUAUUUAUAACAUCAUCAGUGUUUAACCAUACGCUUUUGUAUCCUGUUUAAUUUCUAAUUGAAAGCUGUUGGCAUGACUAAAUGACCUUGUUUCUAAAUAAUUAUGAGAAAAUAUUAUAUAGGUUGCCCUUAGCAAUUCUCACAUUACAGUAUUUGAAAACAGAAUAAAUCUGUGAAAAUCUGACAAAUUUUUUAAUAGUAUGGCUGAAAUUUUUUGAAGAUUAAUGAGACACAAACAAGUUGUGCAAAAUAAAACAAUGUAUGUUAAGCUUUAAUCAUGAUUAUACAAAAUACAAAUUCAAACAUUUUGGCAAUUGCCUUCAUCAGUGCAACAAAAAUCAUUCAAUAAUUAGAAAUUAAAUUUACAUAAUACUUUUAUAUCCGACCUAUACCUAAAAAUGAAAGGAAAGAAAAUAAUUAGAAUGGGCACCAGUCCCAAAUGAAAACAAAGAUCAGAAGAAGGUAGGAACCAUGUACAGUUCGCGUAUUCUAAGAAUUUACACUAUCACUGAAUCACUAAGGAUGUACACUAUCACUGAAUCACUAAGAAUGUACACUAUCAGUGAUCACUGAAUUCGAAUUGCGAUGCAUGGUCUUAAAUAUUCCCAGAGCUCUUGUUCUAUUUUCAGGCUCCUUGAUUUUAGUAGAGAAUGAUUCCAUACUGUGGUCUUUACAAGUUGACCAUUACCUGUUUGCUUUGGCCAAGCUAGAUGUGACAGUAAGGAUGCAUAUAUUUUUGUUGUCUUCCCUGUUGAAAUAACUUGAUAAAUAAUUUCACUUAAGUUUUUUAUUGCUACUUUCUGGUUUUUGUUACUUCUUCAUUUGUCCUGUCUGCUGAGGAAGGUGCUCUUAGCCGAAACGUUCUUCUUUUAUUUUCCUGUCUUUCUAUUUCAAGCAUUCACAUACCUCGUUCUGCUACUUCCUUCACUCAGCUUGAACGCAGUCCUUUAUUUAUUAUGAAACUAUUUGAAAGAGAUACAUUUCUGAUCCCCCCCCCCCUAGAAUGUUGCUGAACACACAACUCAUUUUCGAUACAGGGUAAUGGCCAAGAGGAAGUUGUCUGCUGUUCUUGGAGUGGCCAGACUUACAUUGUGAACCACAGUAAAGAGAUAGUCCGAUAUCAUUUCCCGGAUAGUGUGGCAGCAUUUUGUGCAGGUAUUGAAUUAAAUCCUAUGCAAGUAGUUAAUUUUCUAUGACCACUCUUUGCUUCAUCUUUCUUUGGAAACUACUAUCAUAUCCUACUCUUUCUUAGGAAACUAAUAGCAUAUUCUACAACUGCGUGUUAAUAAAUCAAGUAUAUUUUACAGUUUUCUUCUUGAAUAAACCAUUUUGUGGAUAGAAAAAGUGAGAGAAAGAGGAACAUGUUUUCAACAGAUUGUUGUUAAUUGUUGAGCUGUUCCUAUUAAGAAAUCUUUUCAUUUUUUUUUACUGCACACAUUGCCUUCUUUUUUAUGAGGCUUGACUCUUACUUCUUGAUAUUGCAGGGUAUUAUUCUUUACGAGGGGAAGGUACUAACUCUCCCUGCUUUGUGUAUGCUACUUUUAACAACCGCAUUUACAUUUACCCAAACAUCACAUUACCUCGAGUGGAAUCAACCAAUUUGUUGGAGGUCAUGUCAAGAAACAAGGAGACACAUAAAUUGUUGCAGAAACUAAGUAUUAGUGGUGUGUAUUCCAUUGUACAGUUUUGGCUAAUAAAAAUCAUUGGACCACGGCAAAGCUCUUAAAGGUUUAAAGCCUUGAUGUAGUUUGAAUCAAGAAAAACCAAUCAUUAAUAGGACUUGAAGCCUUCUUGAGUAAACAAAGUAUAUUAUAAUAAUGUAUAUUCAAAAAAGCUGUUGAAAUCUUAAAACUAUUAUUUUUGUUGGAGGCUGGGUUUAGAGAAUUUUGUGCCCUUAAACUUCUUGCUUUUAUAAACCGAAAUAGAGCUGUUUAAUUUAUAAAAAAUCAUUUCACUUUUGUUAUAUUUCAGCUGAUGACCAUGAUUCCGUGCGCAAACUUUAUCAUUGGUGUUUGUACGGACAGCAUAACAAGUCAUGAAUAAAAUCCGUUUUUUUCUUUUUAAUAUCUUUUCAAAAAGUUGUAUGUGUGCACUUCUAUAUUCAGUGCAAAAUAUGCAUAUUUUUUAAUUUACAAAAUUUAACUGAAGUGACCAUUGAUGGUUAUUGCUAAUCUUGUUUGAGGAAGAACUAAUAAUCUCUAAUUGGAACCCUCAAAUCAUUCUUUAGUCAUGUUAGCAUAAAAAUGAUUAUGGUUGAUUUUUUUUUUUUUUAAUUUUACAUUUGAAUGGGAAUGUCUGAAUCCAGCAGCAUAUUUAAAAUGGUUUUGACAUUGAAAUUACAUGGUCAUUCAGAUAGUAUUAAUAUUCACUUAUUAAUGCACUGAGGUGUUUUGUUUUUUUUUUUUGGUUCUUUUUGCUAUCAGAAUUAAUUUUAACUCUUUUUAGAAACAAAUGAGUUGGUAUGACAUUUGAAAUAGGUUUAGUAAUGGAUCUUUCAAUGUAAUUUUUGAUAUAUGAUAUGCUUCCGGUAUUUGAAAAUAUAAGAGUCAAGAGUAUUAAGAUUAGGCCAGUAUUAACUAUUACC